Pteropus alecto (black flying fox) is the source of this 1125-nucleotide messenger RNA. RefSeq names its product phosducin like 3 (gene PDCL3). Bases 151 to 873 code for a protein of 240 amino acids. NCBI's taxonomy places the organism in Eukaryota, Metazoa, Chordata, Mammalia, Chiroptera, Pteropodidae. Gene Ontology annotation, biological process: positive regulation of gene expression; angiogenesis; protein folding. The record is from RefSeq and is a predicted model, not a curated record. The transcript is spliced from 6 exons. Gene Ontology annotation, cellular component: cytoplasm.
GCUUCCUUCCUGGCUCCGCCCAGCUCCCUCCUGGGGGCGGGGCUACAGCCGGGUUGGUGGAAGGGGCGGAACGGCGGCUGUGCGCGUGCGCGGAACAGAGCCGCGGGGUUAGAGCGCAGCGGCUGGUUUGGCUUAAGCUUUUGAGACAAGAUGCAGGACCCCAACGCAGACACUGAGUGGAAUGACAUCUUACGCAAAAAGGGCAUCUUGCCGUCAAAGGAAAGUUUGAGCGAGUUGGAACAGCAGGCAGAGGAGGAGGAGCAGCGAGCCCUUCAGCAGUCUGUUGUGAAAACAUAUGAAGAUAUGACUUUGGAAGAGCUGGAGGAUAAUGAAGAUGAAUUUAAUGAGGAAGAUGAACGAGCUAUUGAAAUGUACAGGCAGCAGAGACUGGCUGAGUGGAAAGCAACUACACUGAAGAAUAAAUUUGGAGACGUUUUAGAGAUCUCAGGAAAGGAUUAUGUUCAAGAAGUUACCAAAGCUGGAGAGGGCUUGUGGGUCAUCUUGCACCUUUACAAACAAGGGAUUCCCCUCUGUGCCCUGUUAAAUCAGCACUUCAGUACGCUUGCCAGGAAGUUUCCCGAUGUCAAAUUUAUCAAAGCCAUUUCAACAACCUGCAUACCCAAUUAUCCUGAUAAGAAUCUGCCCACAAUAUUUGUUUACCUUGAAGGCGAUAUCAAGGCUCAAUUUAUUGGACCUCUGGUGUUUGGUGGCAUGAACCUGACAGUAAAUGAGUUGGAGUGGAAAUUGUCUGAGUCUGGAGCCAUCAAGACAGACCUGGAGGAAAACCCUAAGAAACCAGUUGAAGAUGCGUUGCUGUCCUCGGUGCGGUGCGCCGUCCCCAUGAGGAGGGGCAGUGAUUCUGAGGACGACUAAGGCUGUGGCCGCAGGAAUUUGCCCAACUUCCUUGAUGUGACAGAUUGUCUGGACUCUUUUAAAAAAGGAAAAAGUAGGAAUAAGUCCUUUGGCUUUUAGCUUUUUAUAAUUAUGUUUCAGAUCUCUUAGAUCUCAGAAAUAAUCAAUCAUUGCUGGGAAUCCUAUUAAAUUUUUUGAAACUGUCUUUUUAAAUUAAUAAUAUUUCCUUAAAAAAAAGUAAAAUAAAAACUGGUUAUUAGUAUGGCAAGUGUC